CCUAGUUCGUAUCCAAUCCAAGCCGCGCCAGUUUCGCUCAUGGCGGUUUUGUUGGAUUGUGAUUGCGGCAGCUUCAUAUCGCACAACAAGCUUGUAGAAAGCUGGUACAGGAACUGCCGGCGCUCUGAAAUCGGCGAUGUUGUUUCUAUGAAGCUCAAAGACGCUUUAUUCGAUGUCAGAACUCCAAUGAGAAUGGACUCGGCUGCCGAGAAGCUGGUAGCGGGUACAAAGCACAGGAAACGAAAGUGGCGAAGUUCAGAUGACACUCCACUGACCGAUUUUGUUAAGUCGUGCAGCUGGAUAGCAGAGGCGAGUGACCGCAUCGUGCGAGCUGCCCUGGAUGCUGGCCACCUGGAGCCAGGGCCGGCCAGCGACCGAGAGGUGCUCGAAAACAACCGCGGAGCGCGGGCCGCGGCUGCCGACGCCCUGGCGGCUACCUCUGGGGUCGGUGCCUGUCUGUCUUCACCCGUGGGAGUCCACUGCUCGGCGCCUCACGCCAGACUGAUCGAGUUUCGUGGCCUACCAGUGUGGCUCCCCGCCAACGCACGAGCGCAGAUCGGCGACGUACGAGACUUGGGACCGUUCCUCACAGGUUCGUUCGACUUCGUCUUACUCGACCCACCCUGGGAGAAUAAAUCGGCUCGACGGAAGCGCGCGUACUCCACGCUGCCGCGCGACGAACUGUUGUCGUCACUGCCGCUGCCGCGGCUUGCAUCCCCGCGAGGCUGCCUGGUGGCCGUGUGGUGCACCACCAACGGGGCGCACCUGCGGUUCGUGGCGCGCGAGCUGCUGCCGUCCUGGGGCCUCACGUACUUGGCCACGUGGUACUGGGUGAAGGUAACCAAGCACGGCGAGCCGGUUCGCCCGUUCGACUGCCCGCAUAAGAAGCCCUACGAAUUCGUGAUAUUCGGCGGCCCGUCGUCAGUGUCCAUCCCUCGAGACAAGGUGUUCGUUUCGGUACCUUCCUGCGUCCACUCGCACAAGCCACCACUUACAGAGCUCGUUCGACCCUUUGUGAAAAACGGCGGAGUCUGCAUGGAGGUGUUCGCCAGGUACCUCGUGCCUGGAUGGACGAGCGUCGGCAACGAGGCGCUCAAGUUGCAGCACGAAAGCCUCUACGAGCCUGCAAGUUUAGAAUCCCCGCUUUCCUGACGUAUGUAUCAGGAGGGAGAGGGAGAGAGUCUGUGCAUAUUCUUACUAUUCUUUUAUCAUGAAGAAGUUUAUUGUUAAAAGUAAUCUGCCUCUCUUAUGGCUCCAGCUGCUCUUCGCAAUGUAUGCAGCUGGUACAUUUUCUGUUUGUCUUACAUUUGCCCACAGGAGCUCUCGAUAUGUGCAUUAGCUAGCCAAAUUAUAGCCGGUGCCAACAAAGUUCUCGAUUGUUGGUCGUGCUGCGGCAA
Messenger RNA from Rhipicephalus sanguineus (brown dog tick), 1397 nucleotides. RefSeq names its product N(6)-adenine-specific methyltransferase METTL4 (gene Mettl4). The record is from RefSeq and is a predicted model, not a curated record. The coding region runs from base 40 to 1152 and encodes 370 amino acids. Gene Ontology annotation, molecular function: nucleic acid binding; methyltransferase activity. NCBI's taxonomy places the organism in Eukaryota, Metazoa, Arthropoda, Arachnida, Ixodida, Ixodidae. The transcript is spliced from 8 exons. Gene Ontology annotation, cellular component: RNA N6-methyladenosine methyltransferase complex; nucleus.